Molecule: messenger RNA, 2480 nt
Organism: Papaver somniferum (opium poppy)
Lineage: Eukaryota; Viridiplantae; Streptophyta; Magnoliopsida; Ranunculales; Papaveraceae
Product: phosphatidylinositol/phosphatidylcholine transfer protein SFH13-like
Exons: 14
Coding region: 421-2133 (570 amino acids)
Source: RefSeq, a predicted model, not a curated record
GUCCUAGUCCAAGGACGUCAGUCUUCCUUAGGUUUCACAGUUAUUUUUGAUCAAGAAAACCAGGUGAAAGCUGUUAAAGAUACACGUACGUUGAAGUUUGGAAAAGAAAAUUCCUCAAAAAAGUUUAAGGAAGAAACGCGCGAAGAUCAUUGAAUUGGAGUACAACAGAAGAUAAUCUCAUUUCUAAAGAUCAUCGAAAUCCUGAAAAUUCGGAACAUUUUUAUUCUCUCAUUUUGACUUUUUCGUUUUUUUUUUCCUUUGAAAGCGCAAGCAAAAAUCUAUCUGGGUUGGAUUAAUCUCUGUAAUUGAGUAGUAUCUGCAUAAACAAUUUGAGAGAUCAGAAAAUAACUUCAAAUUUAUGGCGGAAUCGGAGUGAGUUCAUUAAAGCUCAAAGCCUUGCUAUUUUCAAAUUCGGCAUAAAUGUCUGAUCAAGAAGGACUGGACAUUCAUAAAUGGCAAUCAGACAUGUUGAAAUCAGAUGGAGACAAGAAAGGCAAGGUAAAAUUUGGGAGUAUUACGGAGGUACCUCCUUCAAACCAGUUCUCACAGUCUCCGGAGAAACCUAGGGAAACGAAACUUGAUUCUAGUAUUCCUCCAAUUUAUAUUGAGGACGUACGAGACGCAAAGCAGGAGGAUGCAGUCCAUCAAUUUCGUCAAAAGCUCAUCCAACUUAAUGCACUGCUGCCUAGGCAUGAUAAAUAUCACAUGCUGUUGAGAUUCUUGAAAGCUAGAGACUUCAACAUUGAGAAGGCAACCCUCAUGUGGGAAGAUAUGCUGCAGUGGAGAGAUGUAUAUGGGACAGAUACUAUAUUGGAGGAUUUCAAGUUCGAGGAGCUGGAGGAAAUUUCGCAGUAUUAUCCUCAAGGAUUCCAUGGUGUUGACAAAGAAGGACGACCUGUUUAUAUUGAGAGGCUUGGAAAGGCUUACCCAAAUAGAAUUCCACGCAUUACCACAAUCAGUCGCUACGUAAAGUACCAUGUGCAGGAGAUUGAGAGAACAAUGAGUGAGAGGUUUCCAGCAUGUUCGAUUGCAUCAAAAAGAUAUAUUGGUUCAACAACAGCAAUCCUAGAUGUGCAAGGCUUGGGUAUCAAGAACUUCACUAGGACUGCAGCAGAACUUCUGGCUAGUGUAGCUAAGAUAGAUUGCAGCUAUUACCCUGAGACAUUAAAUAGAAUGUUCAUUGUAAAUGCUGGAUCUGGCUUCAAGAUGGUUUUUGCUGCUGCAAGGAGAUUUAUCGACCCCAAAACUAUAAAUAAGAUACAAGUCUUAGAUCCUAACUCCCUUGGUAAACUACUUGAAGUUAUAGACUCAAGCCAACUCCCUGACUUUUUAGGUGGCUCAUGCAUGUGCGCAGCUGAAGGAGGCUGUCUUCGGUCUAACUACGGUCCAUGGAAAGAUCCUGAUAUACUUAAGCUUGUACAUAGCGCAGAGGUAUUACUUGUGAGUCAGACCACGGCAAUAUCAGACAAGGAGCGCAGUAUUGGCUGUAGUAAGAUGCAAUCACGAAAGGUCAUGUCAUCAGAUACAGUUGCUUAUUGCAGUGAUAAUGACCGUAUUGUUGGUGACUCUGAAGCUUUGGAUUGUACUCGAGAGGAGGCACUUCCUGAGGGGCAAUCAUUUCGAGUUAAUUAUCAUGAGAACACUUCUAUAGUUGCAACACCAAGAGGCACUUUGUUGACCGAUAGGUUCAAUACUAUGGCGGAGGGGAGAAAUUUUUGGUUUCUUGGGAGAGUAGUAGUGGCUUUUAUGGUCAAACUCAUAGCAAUGUUUCGUUAUUUGCGCUUCGGGUGGGGGCAAGGAAAUAUUUGCACACCCAACACAUUAGGUCCUAAUAGAAACAGCUCUUCAAUUACUUCAGAGCCUCCAAAUGAAGAGAACAGUACUCAGCCAUGUUUACAGCAACUCCGGAGGCUGGAGUCAUUAUUCGAGGAGAUUAGCAAUAGAACCCUGAAUAUUCCUCUUGAAAAGGAGGAAAUUUUCGUCCAAUCGCUGGACCGUAUCAAAACCGUGGAACUCGACCUUCAGAAGACUAAGAAUGUAUUGCAAUCGAUGGUGCUGAAGCAGGUUGAGAUUUCUAACAAGCUGGAAAGUCUACAGGAAGCUAAAUUCCGGCGAAGGAGAGUUUUCUGUUGAUAUUGGAAACACGGCCAGCCAAACUUUAGUUUGUUGAUAGUAUAAAAACGGAUAUUUUUGGCAAGCUUUGAUCGGGUAUUAAAUAUUUGUUGUAUAUUUGAUGUACAUAGUGGUUUAUUGGUUGGUCCAGUGCUCCAGUAGGCCUCCAUUAAUGAGUUGACUACACAUACGCACACAAAAAAAAGAAAAACUAUAUUAAACAGCAAUACGGCAUUCAUUUGUACAUGUCUGUUUGUCUGACUCGCACAAUAGAUCAGUAUGAACAGAAUAAUAUGUAUUACAUAUAUAUAUAUGUAUAAGAAUAAGAUGUGCGCAUCCCAAAAUUAAGAAUUAUUGACUUAAAGCUA